This is a messenger RNA of Sphaeramia orbicularis (orbiculate cardinalfish), 2138 nucleotides long. RefSeq names its product xylulokinase homolog (H. influenzae) (gene xylb). The transcript has 19 exons. Gene Ontology annotation, biological process: D-xylose metabolic process; phosphorylation; xylulose metabolic process. NCBI's taxonomy places the organism in Eukaryota, Metazoa, Chordata, Actinopteri, Kurtiformes, Apogonidae. The record is from RefSeq and is a predicted model, not a curated record. Gene Ontology annotation, molecular function: D-xylulokinase activity. Bases 33 to 1634 code for a protein of 533 amino acids. Gene Ontology annotation, cellular component: cytosol.
UAACCCUUUCGUCUCCUCGUCUCUGCAGGGUCAUGGCGGCCGUUCCGGACUCUCCUCUGUACCUGGGCUUUGACUUCAGCACCCAGCAGUUGAAGGUCCUGGCGAUCGAUGAACACUUGAACGUGGUCCAUCAGGACAACGUACAGUUUGACUCAGCGCUGCCAGAGUUCAGGACUCAGGGCGGAGUUCAUCUUCACCCUGAUAGGCUGACGGUCACCUCUCCUGUGCUGAUGUGGGUGAAGGCUUUGGACCUACUGUUGGACAAAAUGAAGAGGGUGGGAUUUGACUUUUCCCAUGUCCAAGCGCUGUCCGGUAGUGGACAGCAACACGGCAGUGUUUACUGGAGACGAGGAGCGUCCCGGACUCUGCAGGACCUGGACCCGGACCAGGAUCUGCACCAUCUGCUGAAGAGCAGCUUCUCGGUGUUGGACAGUCCAGUGUGGAUGGACUCCAGCACCAGGACGCAGUGUCUCCACCUCCAGGACACAGUGGGCGGAGCUCUGAGACUGGCCCAGAUCACCGGGUCCACCGCCUAUGAGCGUUUCACUGGAAACCAAAUCGCCAAGAUGCGUCAGAGUCGAGGGGUGGAGUUCGAGGACACGGAGAGGAUCUCACUGGUCAGCAGCUUUGCCGCUUCGCUGUUCCUCGGAGGUUACGCCGCCAUCGACUACAGCGACGGUUCAGGGAUGAAUCUACUGGACAUCAGCACCAGAACCUGGUCUGAGAUCUGCUUGCAGGCCACGGCUCCACAUCUGGACCUCCUGCUGGGACUGCCGCGACCCCCCACAUCCGUCCUGGGUCCAGUCUCCGCCUACUUCAUCCAUCGAUACGGAUUCUCCGAGUCCUGCAGCGUGGUGGCCUUCACCGGAGACAACCCAGCGUCUCUGGCAGGAAUGAGGCUCCAACCUGGAGACAUCGCCGUGAGUCUGGGAACCAGCGACACCGUGUUCCUGUGGAUCCAACAGCCCCGCCCGGCGCUGCAGGGUCACGUGUUCUGUAACCCGGUCGACUGGCGCCAGUACAUGGCCCUGCUCUGUUUUAAGAACGGAUCGCUGACGAGGGAACGAAUCAGGAAUGAAUGUGCUGGAGGAUCAUGGGAGGUUUUUUCUGCCGCUUUGAGAGAAACGCCUCUGGGAAACGACGGAAACAUAGGCUUUUAUUUUGACACCAUGGAGAUCACGCCCCCUGGGGUCGGAGUUCACCGCUUUGACCGCGACGACAAACAGGUGUCCUCGUUCGGCGGUCAGGUGGAGGUCCGGGCGCUGGUCGAGGGUCAGUUCCUGUCCAGGAGACUCCACGCCGAGCGCCUCGGAUACAACAUCGUUCCAGGAACCAGAGUGUUGGCCACAGGAGGGGCGUCGUCCAACCGUGACAUCCUGCAGGUUUUGUCGGAUGUGUUCAACGCUCCUGUUUUCACCAUCGACCUGAACAACUCGGCCUGUUUGGGAUCAGCCUACAGAGCCAUGCACGGUUUGGUCGCAGACUCUGGAGUUUCUUUCUUCGACGUGGUGAAAAAAGCAGCAGAUCCACAACUGGUUGUAAAUCCACAUCCUGAAGCAGCACAGGUCUACGAUGAGUUGCUGAAGCGCUACGCCCGAUUGGAGGAGAGAGUUCUACAGGAGCCCCGCCCCUAAUGACCCCAACAACCAAUCACAGCUGUCGAGGACGGUGUGUUUCCUCGUCUGACUGGACAACACACAUUUAUAGAAAAAAUAUAUAUAUAUACAUAUAUAAUCUUUAAUAUGAUUAGAUUUAAUCCAUGAUAUUCAUGAUUAAUGUAAUGUGGGAAAAUCCACCAAUAAAAAAACAAAGACUUCCACAUGAAAAUAAAUGUUCUUAUGUUGGAGUCAAACGGGAAAGGAUCUGAUAAAUAUUUCUGUCUGAACUGUAACUUGAAACGUGUCUUUGCUCUAAAACUACAGAUAAACUGAACCUGUUCGGAAAAAAACUACAUUUAUAUCCAAUGAAUUUUUAGUUUGGCUUGUUUUUUCCCUUUACUUUUAACAAAUUGAUAGAAAAUCUUGUAUGAAAUUUGUUUAAUCAUCACAAAAACAUGACACAAUCUAGAGCUACAGUGUUUUAAGGUGUAAUUUUUUGUCAUUUUCACAAUAAAUAACAUCACUAAUGAGUGAUAUUGA